UUGUUCACUCUUUCUUGUUGGUAAUUUGCAUUUUUUCAAAACAAACCAACUUCUUCAUCUAUUUAAUUUAAUAAAUUUUUAUAAAAAUAUUUUAAUAAAUAUGGUUGAUGCAAAUACGAAAAAAACCCUAAGUGGUAUUCCACUUUUAAGUGUGAGAGCUGGACCUAGAGACAAAGAUUUAUGGGUACAACGUCUCAAAGAAGAAUACCAAUCCUUAAUCAAGUAUGUUCAAAAUAAUAAAGAAUCUGGAACUGAUUGGUUCCGUUUGGAAUCGAACAAAGAAGGCACAAAAUGGUUUGGCAAAUGUUGGUACAUGCACAACCUGUUGAAAUAUGAAUUUGAUGUGGAAUUCGAUAUGCCUGUAACUUAUCCUGCAACUUCACCUGAAAUUGCACUUCCAGAAUUGGAUGGCAAAACAGCUAAAAUGUAUCGUGGUGGUAAAAUCUGUCUCACGGACCAUUUUAAGCCUUUGUGGGCGAGAAAUGUACCCAAAUUUGGUAUAGCUCAUGCAAUGGCUUUAGGAUUAGCACCAUGGCUUGCUGUUGAGGUACCAGAUCUUAUAGAAAAAGGAAUCAUACAGUACAAAGAAAAAACAAACGCCUAAUUUGUAUAUGUUUUCUAUUGAUUGCUUGUGUUAGUGCUUUUUUUUUGUAAUUAAAUAUUUUAAUAAACUGUAGCUAUUAGCUUUUUAAAAGUGAUAA
Molecule: messenger RNA, 701 nt
Organism: Episyrphus balteatus (marmalade hoverfly)
Lineage: Eukaryota; Metazoa; Arthropoda; Insecta; Diptera; Syrphidae
Gene: Ufc1
Product: ubiquitin-fold modifier-conjugating enzyme 1
Exons: 4
Coding region: 101-604 (167 amino acids)
Biological process (GO): protein K69-linked ufmylation
Cellular component (GO): cytoplasm
Molecular function (GO): UFM1 conjugating enzyme activity
Source: RefSeq, a predicted model, not a curated record